UGUGGCCAAAAUGCAGCAAAGAUAGUCAAGAACCCUGACGUCCGCAAGACCAUUCUUAAAGAGAUAAAAACACAACUUGAAGUUAAGGGACUACAGGAAGAAAUGGAGUUGGAUUUAGAUAUAGCAGAAGGAUUUUGGUGUGAGGGCUGUGAUAUAUGUGCAAAAGCUGAUGACCCCGACGUACCUCAGUGUGAGAGCGACAAUGUGCAGACUGCUAGCGGCCUAGUUCGGAAGGCCAGCCCUGACUGGAAGUUGGCUAUUCUACACAGCCCACAGGCACCGAAAAAAUCAGAGGUUGUUGCUGCGCAGUCCCAUGACGACAACGAAGCAUGUGCUCAGGUGAAGCCGGGCGACUGGGUCCUAAGGAAAGUGGCUCGUUUCGACUGGCGUAACCCCAGGUGGCAAGGACCCUUUAAGACAGACACUCGGCCCAUUUUUAAUCCAGUGAAGAAUUCCCAUACAUGUUUGGCCAUGAGGGGGCAGCACGGGGGAACAAAUGUUGGAGAACUGGAUGAGGCCUGGUUUGAUUGGGAUGGACGUUGUGCCGAAGUGUCACUGGUGUCUCCUGUUCGGUUUGUUAAUUUCACAGUCGAGGACUCGUUGGCUCAGCACGUGGAUGCGGACAAGCAGGUGGUAAAACUUAGACGGUUUAAACAUACGUUUGACCUUUAUGAUAACAGCCCGGAUUAUAUAGAUGUGAUUGCUGUUCCCAGAGGUGUCCCUACUGAGUUUAAAUUGAUUGAUCAAGUAGCUGCUGGUUUUGAAACAUUUUAUCAUGGAUUAUACUAAAUAAAAAUUAAUGUCCAGAGACUUAAUAAUUUGACUAGACUAGAGACUUGACUUUGACUAGAGACGCCCUGCAAAGUGCACACGAACAAUUAGCUGCCACCUCCCUCAUGGCCUAUCAAAAUAGAAUUGCGUUAGAUUUUAUCUUAGCCCAACAGAGUGUGGUGUGUUAGUUUUUCGGAGCUUCCUGUUGUACUUUCAUUCCGAGGCAUACAGAGUCUGAUGGGUCCUUCACAAAGGCCAUUAAAGUACUUAGAACAUUGUCUGAAGAGAUGGUCAGUCAUUCAGCUGCUUCCACCCAGGUAGAAGGAUGGUUUGCGAUGACAUUUGGUGGUUGGAAGAGUUUGUUGUCUGGAAUUUUGGUGCCGGUGGUCACAAUGGUCAUCGUUAUGACAUGUUGUUGUUUGUGUGGCUUGCCAUUCUUGAGGUUUCUGUGCAUAAAGAUCAUCUCCCAGGCAGUUAGAAGUACCUCCGAGCACCCUGCCAUGGCCUAUCAGACGACGCAGCAGGUGGAUCCUGGUUCACGCCCACCUCUCCAUUACCUUGAUGGCGAGGACGAUUGACCACAGGAGGACACGGCCCUUUCGUCUAGCUCCUAGCUGACAUUUUAAGUAAUUAAGGGUAAAACUGAUUUAGAAUCACACACGCAGUGGGCAUGAAUUUUUAGUUAAAUACCAAUCAAUACUUUUUGAUGAUGAUGAAUGUUAUAUCUUUUGUUCAUGAUGUGAUUGAGCUAAGGUUAAAACUUAAUACACUGGGAUGUAUUGUCUUACUUCAGCUUAUUUUAUGUAUGUUUUAUUGAUGGGGUGGAAUAAAUGAAUCAGUUUUUAACUUAAUCAGGGGUGGUGUGUUAGUUUUUUUCCAAAUUGUGCUGUUAUGCUAGAUUACUUACAAACACAUAUUGCCUUACUGCGUACAUAUAGGGUUUUUUGAUUAAUACUUUCCUUGGUAUUCACAUGACUGUUUUGUAAUGUGAAAAGAGGGAGUUGAAGGAAAUUAUUGGGGUUUAUGUUACUUAAUGAUUUAAUUACAUUACACAUAGUAUGGGUUGUUUUAUGAUAAAACUGUAAUGACUGUUAAAUGUGCCUUUUGAUGAACUUGAUGAUUAUAUAUUAAUAGGUAGAUGCCUGAUAACAAAUACAACACAUAUUGAACUUUUAAUCAUUAGGAUAGAUUUCUUUGUAAGAGGGCAAAGCUCUGACAAGGAUAGUCCCCCCCACCCCCACCCCCACUGAUAAUCAAUAUAGACGGAGCCAUGCCCUGAAGCUUUUGAUAAAAUCUUUUGGUAUUUCCUGAUUCUGCCUGAUUUUCCUUGUUGUCAUUAAACCGAACAUCAGCAGAG
Messenger RNA from Austrofundulus limnaeus, 2128 nucleotides. RefSeq lists its product as uncharacterized. NCBI's taxonomy places the organism in Eukaryota, Metazoa, Chordata, Actinopteri, Cyprinodontiformes, Rivulidae. The record is from RefSeq and is a predicted model, not a curated record.